Giardia duodenalis is the source of this 1758-nucleotide messenger RNA. RefSeq lists its product as uncharacterized. The coding region runs from base 1 to 1758 and encodes 585 amino acids. The transcript has a single exon. The record is from RefSeq and is a predicted model, not a curated record. NCBI's taxonomy places the organism in Eukaryota, Fornicata, Diplomonadida, Hexamitidae.
AUGAAGUUUGUAACGUCCUCUUUCAUCUUACUGGUUUUUGGAUUACUACACUCCUUAGCCGGCUCCACCCACUGCUUCUACCCUAACGAAAGCAUCCUUAUCUAUGGACGAAAUUCAACUGCAGAGCUCCGACUGUGGCCUUUGCAAUCAAACCAAAGCCCCGUCUGUGCCUCUCUAAAGGGCGGGGGCACACUUCUUCUAGAGUCUCUAUACUGUACUAUAUCUACCGAAUUCCCUCCAGUGCCCAUGAAUCAGCCAAUUGUCUUGACCUUUGCAUGCACAGAUUCAAACGACUGCGAGAGUAUAGUUCGGAAUGCAAACUCUUUUAGCUAUAAGCUGUCUUCCGGGGUGUCUACUAACCAAGGAGUCGUAGAUGGCUCUAUCAAAUCUUUGCAGCGGCAUAACUUUAUAUACCACGAAUGCUGGUCAAACCCUAUCCUUUUAUACACUGACUCUUCUAUCAGGCCCAUCUAUGGGCUGUGCAUCUCCGUUACCCCGACACCGUGCAGAUCCCCGGCCGACUCGCUUCAGCAGGUCACUGCAGAGAUACGCUUGGUGAUAAACGGCACCUCAUAUAACCUACCUGUCGUCAGCUCGUCUGAGGGCAGUGGUGGGUUCUCAUUGCCGUUUGACCACAUGAACACGAAGUACUACUGUCACACUUGCCCCGCCCAAACCAGUGGAGAAGCACUUGAUCUGUGUAAGAAAGUUGCCGGCUUGGUUAGGGAAACCAUAAACUUUGAAGCGACACUAGUGGUCAACAUUCCGUACACUAACACACAUACCGGCAUUCUAGCUCCAUUGAGGUACACGACAGAUGUUCCCAUCAAAGGAAGUGUAUAUUAUUUCAACUGCUUCAAGGACCCUCUCGUUGUUAUUCUUUGGGACAGGAUCUCAGUUUCGCUUCAACAAAAUGAGGCCGCGUCGAACUGCGUUCUACCACCAAACACUGAGACUGUUUAUUUUACUAUGACGCUAGUCAUAACGAACAACUCUGGAGGCACUUCUGAGUUGUACUUCAGGCACAAGGUAGGCAACUUCGUCUGGACAACCGAUAGGUAUUGGUUCCUUUGCAGAGACAACCAAACGUGCCUUUCGUUGGUUCAUAAUGCAUAUAGUAAUGGGUACGAAGUCAGUGGAUACCUGAUAAUAGAGUUUCACGACGCAGACGACUCUUACGUAGACGACCUCACCCUCUGGCUGAGCCCCCGCUAUAACUGUUUCAAGCUUGUGGACCUUUUUGCUACUAAGUCAGACAUUCGUAUCGUUGUUCAGACCCAAUUUAACUACUGUGCUGAACAGUACAAGGCAAUCAUAGGCACUAAGACAUACAAGCUUCAUAUCUUUGAAAACCUCCUGGUCGACAUGGAGUACAUGAGAAUUUUGCCACUUGGUCUCUUUGUUCAAACAAUCACAAACUGGACUCCUCAAGAUACAUUGGUAUUUUCUUGUUCUACCUAUGAUUCUACGUACACCGACAAUCUAUGCAAGGAUGUCCUCGCAAGGGUCUAUGAACUAGUGCGUGUUGGCAAAAUCAUUGCUACAGUCCACGUGGCCGGAUACAGUACUGCAAUUGGUCGUGUCUAUAGGGCUAAUUAUAUUCCAAUCUAUAUCACAGCGGGCGUUGCUGGCGCAUGCAUUGUUAUUUCCAGCUCCAUAUACGUGUUCUUGAUGAUUCGGCGCCACAAAGCAAUACUUCAUUUAAUUCAUACAGACGUUGAACCAGACGUUGAACCCGCUUUAACUCAGCAAAAAUGA